Messenger RNA from Rotaria sp. Silwood2, 1368 nucleotides. The record is from the annotation of a GenBank genome assembly. Lineage: Eukaryota; Metazoa; Rotifera; Eurotatoria; Philodinida; Philodinidae.
AUGGACAACAAUAGUAGCACUACUUCGACAGCAUCAAAUGAAAAUGAAUGUUUCCUAACUGACGAGCAAAUUAAGCAGUCCUACAAUUUAACACUUCAUAUCGUGUCUGUAUUUGUAUUAUUAAUUAUAUCAUUUCUUGGUGCUUCUUUUUCGGUUGCAUCAACACGAGUUAAAUUUUUACGGGUUAAUCCAAUUAUCAUCAAUACAGGAAAAUUCUUUGGCAGCGGAGUUGUAUUAGCAACAGGUUUUAUUCAUAUAUUACCCGAUGCAAUGGAAACAUUGACUGAUCCUUGUUUACCUGAUACUUGGAAUGUAUAUGGUGCUUAUGCCGGUCUUUUUGCUAUGUUAGCGGUUCUUGGUAUGCAAUUAAUUGAGUUCUUAGCUCAUCAACGGUUUCGUUCAACAAAACAUGGACAUGCUCAUAUAACAACGAAAGAUAGUAUCAAUGAAUUAACGAAACAAGAAAGUGAAGAUAAUGAUGCAACUGUCGAAUCUACCGAUAUCAAACAAAUUCCUAAUGAAAUUGUUGAAUCUGUAUCUACGGAACAUAAAAAUGAUAAGAUUAAAAAGCCUCGAAAGAAAAAUCAUGUGCAUGAUAAAAUUGAAAAUAUAAAACAAACCGAUAAUGAAACAGAAGAACUGGAAAAAGUAGUACACGUUGAAUAUAUUGGAAAACCUAAAAAGAAGACAGAAACACAUGAUCACAAUGACGAAUCUAUAAACAUGAAAAAAGUCCCCAGUAAAACUGAAGUAUCAGACAUUAUGAAUCAAAAUAGUACCAUAGUUAUUGAAAUACCACCUAUUGAAGCUAACUUUUCAUCGACUGAUCAUUGUGAAUCAUCGGGACAUUGUCAUGGUGCAAUUUUUCAAGAUGAUGGUGAACAAAAUAAAAUAAGUGCUUAUUUACUUGAAUUUGGUAUAGCUCUUCAUUCAGUUCUUAUUGGAUUAACAUUGGGUACGGCAACUGAAUCGUUCGUUGCUCUAUUUAUUGCACUUAGUUUUCAUCAAUUUUUUGAAGCAAUUGCUCUUGGUGCACAAAUUGCUCGUUCAAACAGAAUCUCCAUUAAAUCAGCUAUUUUUAUGGUUAUUUUUUUUUCGUUUACAACACCUGUUGGUAUUGCUAUUGGCAUUGGUAUUCAUUCUGGUACAUACAAUCCAAAAUCAGUUACUUCAUUACUUGUUACUGGUACCUUAGAUUCAUUAUCAGCUGGAAUUCUUAUUUAUGUAGCUCUUGUUAAUUUAAUUACAGCUGACAUGGGUCCUCAUGCACUUGAAUUUCAUUCAUUAAGUAAACGAUUAAAAUUCUUAUAUUUUGCAGCAUUAUAUCUAGGUGUUGCAGCUAUGGCUGUUAUUGGUCGAUGGGCUUAA